UGGUAGCUUGCCCGUAAUGUGACCAGCUUGUAAUGUUUUCGAUGCGGCUAUGGUCGUUUCGGCUAACUAUGCACGUCCUUUUCGAGAAACCAACUGAACGCUCAUGUAAGUUCAUAGCGUGACGUCGUUUGUCCAAUGAAGAAUAUUUGAAUUACGCUACUGAAGACAGCAGCUUGUUAGCCGACGUUAGCUUGCUCACACACCAAGGGAGAAAGCAGUGGUUAGCAAUGACGUUUCGGGGAUUCUGCCGACAGUCUCGGAUAUCACCAGUUUUCGUCGCCAUCGUUCUUGUAAUUCUGGGUGAGCAGCUGGUGAGAGCUGCACCUGAACAGGAUCCAUACAAGGUCCUCGACGUCAGCAGGAGUGCCACUCAAGCAGAAAUCAAGAAGGCGUACAAGCAACUUGCUAAAGAAUGGCAUCCAGACAAGAACAAGGAUCCCGGAGCUGAGGACAUGUUCAUUAAAAUAACAAAGUCUUAUGAGGUUCUGUCUAAUGAGGAACGGCGGGCCAAUUUUGACCGUUAUGGACAAAUGGAUGAGAACCAAGCAUUUGGUCAGUCACAGCACCAUGGCUUCCGCAACUUCCACAACAGCUUCUAUUUCGAGGAAUCCUUCUUCCAAUUCCCCAGGUCCAGGGACUUUGCAGAUAGCAAGUACCUGCUCCAUCAUGCACAGUAUAAUAGUGAUGUGCUACCGGACAGCUACAGAAGGCCAUAUCUAAUCAAGGUGAUGUCUGAUUGGUGCUUUGCAUGCAUCCACAUUGAGCCAGUGUGGAGGGAGAUCGUCCAGGAGCUUGAGCCCCUUGGGGUUGGCAUUGGCAUUGUGGAUCUGGGCUAUGAGCGUCGACUGGCCAACCAGCUUGGUGCUCACCGUGCACCCUCUAUAAUUGGGCUGGUGAAUGGAAGGGUGACUUUCUUCCACCAGGCCAUAGUGAGGGAGUACCUACGGCACUUCAUUGAAGACCUGCUGCCCCAGAGGCUGGUGGAAAAGAUCACAGAUAACAACUGCCUGCCUUUUCUCAGUAGAUGGCAAAUAGAGAACAAACCAAGUGUUCUCUUAUUUGACCAAGUACCUGUGAUUCCCUUGCUUUACAAGCUAACAGCGUUUGCCUUCAGGGACUAUGUGCGUUUUGGCUACGUGGAUCAGGGUGAGACGUACAAUACACGACUUCUGCGUCAGUUCAAUAUUAACACCUAUGCCCCCAGCAUGCUGCUGUUCAAAGAGAAUACAGAAAAGCCUGCUGAUGUCAUCCAGGCCAGAGGAAUGAAGCGACAGAUCAUGGAUGAAUUUGUCUCCAACAACAAGUUCCUGCAAGUGCCUCGGCUGGUCAACCAGCAGCUGUUUGAUGAACUGUGUCCUGUCAAGCAGAUCCACCGACGCAGGAAGUACUGUGUGUUGCUGAUCACAGGUGAGGAGGAAGCCUCUGUUGCAGGAAAUAAGGCCUUCCUGGACUUUGCCUCAGUCAACUCCAAAGAAGUACUGCGUUUUGCAUACGUCUAUCAACGUCAGCAGCAGCAUCUGUGUCAGGCCUUACUUCGCAACCAGGGUGUGCUCUCACCUCAGGUAGUGAUUCUCGAGAGGCGUAGCCAAGCUGGCAAGGUCCUGUACCGCUCUGUAACUGGCGGCUGGAACGGCAGUGAGGAGGAUAAACUGCACCUCCACCAGCAGCUGGAGCUCCUUCAGAGAGACCCAGCCUACCUGACCUCCGACACCACCCUGCCUGAACUCAACAAUGAGCUGGCCCCUAUGUUUCUCAUCCAGUGGAUGACCUCUGCUUAUGAAUACUUACUUCAAAUAUACGAUGACCUUCUCUAUUCAAACUGGCGAGAGAUGAUGCCCAUCUUGUCACUGAUCUUCUCGGCUCUCUUCAUUCUCUUCGGCACUGUCAUCAUCCAGGCCUUCAGUGAGUCAGUUGAAGAUAAGCCCCAGAAACCAAAACAGAAGGAGUCGCCAAAAACAGAGGAAGAUGCUUCAAGUAGAGCCAGCACCUCAAGCCGACCUCCUAAGAAGGACUUUGUGGAGGUGACUGAACUGACGGACAUCACAUACACCAGUAACCUGGUCAAGCUGAGGCCUGGUCACAUCAAUGUUGUGCUGGUGCUCACUGAUGCUUCCAAGAAUGCCUUGCUGAGGAAGUUUGCCAAAGAGGUCUUUUCUUUCUCAGGAACUCAGACACUUCACUUCUCUUUCCUCAAUGCCAAUAAGCACCCACAUUGGAUGCCCUCGCUCCUGACUUUGACCCCCGAUACAGAACAUAGUCUGGGCCACUCCGAUGAUGAUGAUGAGUCCCCGGAAUACACGGGCCACGUCUUGGCCCUCAAUGGCCACAAGAAAUACUUCUGCCUUUUCAGACCAGUCUUCAUUGGGGAUGAUCCCAGUGAUGCCUCUUCCUUCGAGUCCUCGUCCAUCUCCUUCACCAGAAGAAGGUCGCGUUCUCGGUCCAGGUCCCAGUCUCGAUCUCGAUCCCAUUCCAGGGAGGAUGGGGACAGCAGAAAGAGAGGAUCCACCAGGGCCACUAGCUUAGAGGUCCACCACAAGCUUGACAGGCUGGGACUUUGGAUGGAGAGACUGAUGGAGGGCACCCUGCCCAGGCUGCAUGUCCCCACCUGGCCCUCUCUUGAUACAGCCACUAACAAUGCCUCCACAGACAGCUGAAGUAAAAGUUCGGA
Messenger RNA from Lampris incognitus (smalleye Pacific opah), 2668 nucleotides. RefSeq names its product dnaJ homolog subfamily C member 16-like. The record is from RefSeq and is a predicted model, not a curated record. NCBI's taxonomy places the organism in Eukaryota, Metazoa, Chordata, Actinopteri, Lampriformes, Lampridae. The transcript is spliced from 15 exons. The coding region runs from base 228 to 2654 and encodes 808 amino acids.